Sus scrofa (pig) is the source of this 1668-nucleotide messenger RNA. The record is from RefSeq and is a predicted model, not a curated record. Lineage: Eukaryota; Metazoa; Chordata; Mammalia; Artiodactyla; Suidae.
AGGCGGGGCGCUCUGGGGGCGGGUCCUGCGGCACCGCCCGGGAAGCUGCGCGAGGCUGGGAGGCUACCGCCACAUCCUCCUCCUCCUUCUCCUCCUCCCGGUCCAGACGAGCCGAGCUGGGUCGUGGCCGAGCCGAGGGCUCUGAGGGCGCAGGCGGAGCGGGGCACGGAGCCAUGGCGCACCAGACCGGCAUCCACGCCACCGAAGAGCUGAAGGAGUUCUUUGCCAAGGCACGGGCUGGCUCUGUGCGGCUCAUCAAAGUCGUCAUUGAGGACGAGCAGCUCGUGCUGGGUGCCUCACGGGAACUGAUGGGCUGCUGGGACCAGGACUAUGACAGGGCCGUGCUGCCGCUGCUGGAUGCCCAGCAGCCCUGCUACCUGCUCUACCGCCUGGACACGCAGAACGCGCAGGGCUUCGAAUGGCUCUUCCUCGCCUGGUCACCUGAUAAUUCCCCUGUACGGUUGAAGAUGCUGUAUGCAGCCACACGGGCCACAGUGAAGAAGGAGUUUGGGGGCGGCCACAUCAAGGAUGAGCUCUUUGGGACUGUGAAGGAUGACCUCUCCUUUGCUGGGUACCAGAAGCAUCUGUCGUCCUGUGCAGCACCCGCCCCGCUGACCUCAGCCGAGAGAGAACUUCAGCAGAUCCGUAUUAACGAGGUGAAGACAGAGAUCAGUGUGGAGAGCAAACACCAGACCCUACAGGGCCUGGCCUUCCCUCUGCAGCCUCAGGCCCAGCGGGCACUUCAGCAGCUCAGACAGAAGAUGAUCAACUACAUCCAGCUGAAGCUGGACCUGGAGCGAGAGACCAUUGAGCUGGUGCACACUGAGCCCACGGAUGUGGCCCAGCUGCCGUCUCGAGUGCCCCGCGAUGCUGCUCGCUACCACUUCUUCCUCUACAAGCACACCCAUGAGGGUGACCCCUUGGAGUCUGUGGUGUUCAUCUACUCGAUGCCGGGCUACAAGUGCAGCAUCAAGGAGCGCAUGCUCUACUCCAGCUGCAAGAGCCGCCUCCUCGACUCCGUGGAGCAGGACUUCCAGCUGGAGAUCGCCAAGAAGAUUGAGAUCGGCGAUGGGGCAGAGCUGACGGCCGAGUUCCUCUACGACGAGGUGCACCCCAAGCAGCACGCCUUCAAGCAGGCCUUCGCCAAGCCCAAGGGCCCCGGAGGCAAACGGGGCCACAAACGCCUCAUCCGUGGCCCUGGCGAGAAUGGGGAUGACAGCUAGGUGACAGGAGCUGAGCCCCACCGGCGUGUGGACUGUGGGGCCGCCCCUACCCCACCCCUACCUUCACCCCCACGGCCACCUCCCUCCUUUCCAGCCUGGGCUCCAGGUGGGGGUUGCCUCCUGUGGGGCAGGAGAGCCGGUGACUAAACAUUCUUGCAGCUUCCGAGGGCCACUGGGCUGGCAUUUUGUGACUCUCCCCCACUGUUGUCCCCUGCUCUCAUCCAUGUGUCCAGGGUGUCUGGGGGCCCUGCCCAGCUGGCUUAAGGGGCUGGCUGGGGGGCCUGGCAUGAACCUGGCCUCCAGGGAACUGAGACCAGGGUCCCAGCACAGCCCAGAAGGCUUUGGCCAUGAGGGGUGAGGUCAUUUGGGGCUGAACCAGGGGGUCACUGCAGGACAAGAUGGUUGAAUGCUGUAUUUUUUAAAGAAUAAAAUAUUUUUAAAUCAA